Messenger RNA from Anopheles bellator, 1910 nucleotides. RefSeq names its product F-actin-capping protein subunit beta (gene cpb). The record is from RefSeq and is a predicted model, not a curated record. The transcript is spliced from 4 exons. Lineage: Eukaryota; Metazoa; Arthropoda; Insecta; Diptera; Culicidae. Bases 434 to 1261 code for a protein of 275 amino acids. Gene Ontology annotation, biological process: negative regulation of filopodium assembly; cell morphogenesis; actin cytoskeleton organization. Gene Ontology annotation, molecular function: actin filament binding. Gene Ontology annotation, cellular component: cytoplasm; F-actin capping protein complex.
GACGAAAGGCGUGCAAGUUCAUCCGAUUCGGCUCGGCUCUAUUUUCCAAAUCUGGUGGCCACUCGUUCCUUAUUUUCCUUUUUUCUCUCCCUUCAUUAUCGCUUUCGUCCAUUGGCUGCUUUAUCGGACGGGACUGCACAAAUCGCGUGAGUGUAAGGUGACACAGGGAAACACGAAAAAACGACGGCUCUUCUUAUAGCCUAGGCGUUAUAGUACGAGCUGCAACGACGGUGUGUAGUGAAAUUUAAAGCAGUCCCCCGGAUCGGAUCGUUUCGACACACAUUCCCACCGUUUGCUGCCACUUUCACGCGGAACGUACCUGUCCCCACGGCUGCAAUUUUGUGCCUCGCCCUCCCCCGUCUGGUGUAUGUGCUGUUGCGAACCUUCUCCCGGGAAGAGACUGUGAUACGGAAGUGACGCAUAGAGAAAAAAAAUGACGGAACAACAGAUGGACUGCGCCUUGGAUCUGAUGCGGCGCUUACCCCCUCAACAGAUCGAGAAGAACCUGAUCGAUCUGAUCGAUCUGGCGCCGGCUCUGUGCGAAGAUUUGCUGACGUCCGUGGAUCAACCGUUAAAAAUUGCCAAGGACAAGGAGACGGGCAAGGACUACUUGCUGUGUGACUACAAUCGCGAUGGCGACUCGUAUCGCUCGCCCUGGUCCAACACGUACGAUCCGCCCCUCGAGGACGGUUCGAUGCCUUCGGAGCGGUUGCGCAAGCUGGAGAUCGAAGCAAACCACGCGUUCGAUCAGUACCGCGAGAUGUACUACGAGGGCGGCGUCUCGUCGGCCUACCUGUGGGAUCUGGAGCACGGCUUUGCUGGCGUUAUUUUGAUCAAAAAAGCGGGAGAAGGAAAUCAAAAAACCAAGGGCUGCUGGGACUCGAUCCACGUCGUGGAGGUGCAGGAGAAGAGUUCCGGCCGAACGGCACACUACAAGCUUACGUCGACCGCCAUGCUGUGGCUGCAAACGAACAAACAAGCUUCCGGUACCAUUAAUCUCGGUGGAAGUCUCACCAGACAGAUUGAACAGGAUGCCCCCGUCAGUGAAUCCAGCCCGCACAUUGCCAACAUUGGGCGUAUCGUGGAGGACAUGGAAAACAAAAUUAGAAAUACGCUCAACGAGAUCUACUUCGGCAAGACGAAGGAUAUCGUUAACGGGCUGCGAAGUAUUCAGUCGCUCUCGGAUGCAGACCAGCAGGCCACCAUGAAGCACGACCUAGCUGCAGCAUUGCUACGCCGCACUGGCAAGAGUGAGAACUGAGCUGGUCCGGUCCAGUCCGAUGCCUACCGCCAACAGCAGCAAACAUUGUCAUCGUUAUCCGUAUUCAUCACCACCUAGCAAACAUUUUCGUCGUGUUUCGUUUUCGCGGCCCAUUAGUACGUCAUUUGCUAAAAUAACUUUCUUUCGGUUAGGUUAGAAGGAUAGACAUAGCGGAAAGCACUACGUAAGCCAAGCAAAAGAGACGUCGCGUAAUUAAUAACACGCUAAUCUGGCGUACGAGAGCACGGUCGCUCCGUGUCGGCAGCAGGAAUAGAAAGGGCUCCGUAUAAUAAAACGUAUUGAACGAAUAGCUAAAAUGGGAUGAAUUCCCAUUCGGUUGAAACAGAACCCCGCAUUUGCCCCUAAAAUUGAGACGUUUCUGCAACCGCCCUAGUUCAAAAUGCUUGUAAUCCGAUCGACUCAUACUUUUGUUUGUCACUCUAGCAGCAGUCCUAUUGUUUUUGUCUCCUAUUUUAACGAAUUCUUGAACCGUGCAUAUUAUUUCCUUUGCCAGAAGCAAUAGCGAGCCGACUUCCUAAAAAAACUCCACGGUUGCACCCUCUCGCCAGGCAACAAGAACUGCUGAAUGAAUAAAUUUUAUAUUUAAACGAAACGUGCGACAGUUGAUAGGAUCAUCAAUGCGUUUCGG